CAGCGGUCUUAAUAUACUUGAUUCAAACACCAUAAUAAACGUGCUCAAUGAAAUUGACAGAUUUUAAUAGCGAUUAUCAUAUGAGUAUACACUAAGUAAUCAUGAAAUUUGCAUAUAAGUUCAAUAAUCUGCUUGGAGCAGUUUAUCGCAAAGGAAAUUUAAUAUUUACUCCAGAUGGAUCAACAGUUAUUAGCCCUGUCGGGAAUCGGAUAACAGUAUAUGAUCUUAAAAAUAAUAAGUCAAAUACAUUACCUAUAGAGAGUACUUAUAAUUAUACAUGUAUGGAUUUGUCUCCAAAUGGUACUUUACUAAUUGCAAUUAAUGCAGUGGGUGAAGCAUAUAUAAUUAGUAUGAUGAGUAAGAGGGUAAUACAUAAGUAUCAUUUCAAACAACGUGCGAGAUGUGUGAAGUUUUCUCCAGAUGGUAAACAUUUUGCAGUAUGCAAAGGACAUAAAGUAUUUAUAUUCAAUGCACCCAACUUAUAUUCGUGCGAAUAUAAUCCAUUCAUCAUGGAACAUGUAUUUGCUAGAGCUGUAGCCGAUACAACUUGUAUUGAUUGGUCUUAUGAUUCAAAACUCAUAGCUGUUGGUUCCAAAGAUAUGUCUAUAAAAGUAUAUGGAAUAGAAAAGUUUGAGAACUUUAGGUCUCUUAGUCUUGGUAGCCACUCUCAUGUGAUAGUAGCAUGUUUCUUUGAGAAGAAAAGUUAUGAUCUGUCUACAAUUAGUAAAAAUGGACGACUUUCUAUUUGGGAGUGUACAAUUGAUCCAGACGAUUUAGUACAAUGGGAACCACACACUAAAAGAGAUAAAAAAGAUGAUAGUGACACGGAAGAUGAUGUUGAUGUUGAUAAAGCCAUAGAGAAAACAGACAAACAAAUCAAAGCUUAUGAACGCAAUUUACAACAAUCACAAAAUUCAGUUGAAGCAGAUCAGGAUAAUAAUUCUGACAAUGAUACAGACGUUAAAAGAUUACGUUACAAAAGAUUAUCUCGUCAUUAUUUGGCCAAUAUAGUUCAAAAGGAGCAGAAGGAGGUAGUAAAACUUACUGCUGCUGCAUACCACAAAGAAACUUCUAUUCUAAUAGUAGGCUUUAAUAAUGGUUCAUUCUAUUUGUACGAAAUGCCUGAAGUAAACAUGAUACAUUCUCUUAGUAUAUCACAGCAAUAUAUUUCAUCAAUUUCUGUCAAUUCAACUGGUGAUUGGAUUGCUUUAGGAUGUUCUACUGCUGGACAAUUAUUAGUAUGGGAAUGGCAAAGUGAAACUUAUGCAAUGAAACAGCAAGGACAUAGUAAUAAUAUGAAUUCUAUAGCAUAUAGUCCAGAUGGUCAAUAUAUUGUUACUGGAGGUGAUGAUGGGAAAGUGAAAUUGUGGAAUACCAUGAAUGGGUUUUGCUCUAUCACAUUUCAUGAACAUACAUCAACAGUAACAAGCGUAUUAUUUAGUCAUAACAGAAAAUUUAUUGUUUCUGCAUCACUUGAUGGAACUGUUAGAGCAUAUGAUUUAGCAAGAUACAGAAAUUUUAAAACUCUUACUUCACCACGACCAGUACAAUUUUCCUGCGUCGCAUUGGAUUCAAGUGAUGAAUUUCUUGCCGCGGGAGGUCAAGACGUCUUUGAAAUUUACCUAUGGAGUCUCAAACUGGGAACUCUUUUAGAGAUAUUAAGCGGACACGAAGGCCCGGUUGUCAGUUUAGCAUUUAAUCCAAGCAUCACAAGUACAGAAUUAGCAUCUGUUUCCUGGGACAAAACUUUGAAAAUAUGGAACGCAAUUGAAAGUGGUUCAGCGCAUGAAACAAUACAAUUAACUUCAGAUGGUUUAUUUGUUAUUUAUAAACCCAAUGGUGAAGAAGUAGCAGUUGCUACUUUGGACGGACAUAUUUCAUUUUUUAAUUGUAAAACUGCGGGACAAAUUGGUAGUAUUGAAGGAAGAAAUGAUUUAGGUAGUGGAAGGUCCGCGACCGAUCUGAUUACAGCAAAGAAAAGUUUACAAGGAAAAGCGUUCACCUCCUUAUGUUAUUCAGCCGAUGGCACGUGUAUAUUAGCCGGAGGACAAUCAAAGAAUAUAUGUAUUUAUAAUGUACAAGAAUGUAUGCUGGUAAAAAAAUUUGUUGUAACACAAAAUAAAUCAUUAGAUGGUGUUACUGACUAUAUAAAUAAGCGAAAUUUAACAGAAUUUGGAAAUAAGGCAUUAAUUGAAAAACGUGGGGCAAACGAAGGAGGAAAUGUAUCGUUAAAGUUACCGGGUGUUAGAAGUGGAGACAUGGCAAGCAGAAAUAUAAAACCGGAAAUUAGAGUAUAUAGUUUACAAUUUUCGCCAACAGGACAGGCUUGGGCUGCUGCUACAACAGAAGGUUUACUUAUAUACGCGCUAGACGUUGGUCUAGUAUUUGAUCCUUUUCAACUGGAAUUGGGCAUAACACCAGAGACAGUGAAAAUAGCUUUAAACGCAAAGGAAUAUUCAAAAGCAUUAAUGAUGUCUUUAAGAUUAAAUGAAAAACUGUUGAUACAACGUGUUAUAGAAAGUAUUCCCUUGACUGAUAUUGAAUUAACUACAGCAAGUUUACCUGAUAUCUAUGUUGAUAAAAUAUUGAAAUUUAUAGCAUCAGAAUUAGAGUCAACUAGGCACAUACACUUUUAUCUUCUUUGGAUAGAAACAAUAUUAACUAAACAUGGGUCAAAAAUUAAUUCAUCGCUUCAGAUGCCAAUAUUACUGAUGCUUCAAAAAAAUAUGCAAAAGAAAUAUGACGAUAUAAGCAAAAUAUGUGAUUUCAAUCAGUAUACAAUGAGUUAUCUGAAAAAGCUUGGAGAGUUUAAAGCUAAGAAAUCAAUCAUUGCCGUGACAAACGCUGAUGAGGAAUCUGUCAUAUCUUCGAUCGAAGAAAUGGAUAUCGACUGAAAAAGGACAAAAUAGAGAAUAUUUCACAAAUGUAAAUGUGUGUAUGUACAUAAAUAUUUCACGCUUGUGUAUAAUAACUU
This is a messenger RNA of Megachile rotundata (alfalfa leafcutting bee), 2974 nucleotides long. Its product is annotated as periodic tryptophan protein 2 homolog. Gene Ontology annotation, cellular component: small-subunit processome; Pwp2p-containing subcomplex of 90S preribosome. Lineage: Eukaryota; Metazoa; Arthropoda; Insecta; Hymenoptera; Megachilidae. Gene Ontology annotation, biological process: maturation of SSU-rRNA from tricistronic rRNA transcript (SSU-rRNA, 5.8S rRNA, LSU-rRNA); ribosomal small subunit assembly. Gene Ontology annotation, molecular function: protein binding. The record is from RefSeq and is a predicted model, not a curated record.